This is a messenger RNA of Chaetomium fimeti, 3294 nucleotides long. RefSeq lists its product as uncharacterized. Lineage: Eukaryota; Fungi; Ascomycota; Sordariomycetes; Sordariales; Chaetomiaceae. Gene Ontology annotation, molecular function: protein binding. The transcript has 4 exons. The record is from RefSeq and is a predicted model, not a curated record. Bases 208 to 3294 code for a protein of 1028 amino acids.
AAGCGGCGCUUCCCUGGUCUCAAGAACUUGACAAGUGAAGAGUGGGCGUACGUUGACGAAGAAUGUGAACGUCGCGCGGCACUUGGGAAACAAACCGUGGUCUGUUUUAAUGGCCAGCCAUUGCGGCCGGGACGAGUCCACUUGGCUCGUAGUCGCGUUCGAAGGAAAGGCUCGAAGAAUGGGGUUACGAAGCCUGCAAAGGCUUCAAUGAAGGAAGUGAAGCAGCGCAAUCAGGCUGUACCGAGGUUAUCCAUCAGGACACCGUCACCAGCACCUGUCGGUGGUAGGAACCCAGCCCCAGUUGCAGUUGAUAGCCAAGGAAGAAGUCAACUGGACGGGGGCCGCAACGACGGUUUGGGGAUAACAAUGACUCAACAACCGGGACCAACUCUGCAUUCCGUUCCGACGCCUAGUCAGGUACUCGAAAGCUCUUGGAUGGCGUGGAGUGGAACAUUUACAGCGUCAACAAUGUGUGAACCAUUGGUUGACUAUGUCGGGGCCGCUGAUAUAGAGCUCCCGCUUGCAGCUCAUGAUGUGGGCGUGUUGGGCAUUGAGUCCUUCCUUGCCGCUGAACCUGGAGUAGUUACUACGAUAGGCCUACACAAAAACGACUCCCCGCGCCUCAGAACGACCAUGUCGGGCUUUAACCACCGUGCAAUGAACCACUGGCGUUCCAGCCCCUCCUCUGUCAGAGCCAUUCUAUCCCCGUCCGAAGAGCCUGUCAGUCCCAGUUUCAACUUAUUCGGUACCCACUGGAGUCAUAACGUCCAACAAAGGCCGCUGCCCUUCUUUCGAGUACUUGCUGAAAUCGAGCAACCCAGUUAUUCUCUACCAAAGCAUGCUUCAAGUUCACUCUGCGAACCCCCCGCUUCUGCGGCAGCUGCGUCUUCUGGGUUCCUGAUCGUGAUUCAGGGGUCACUCCCUGACGUUCCUACCACUACGGGAGAAGUACAGCCCGUCGCCAGCGUUGCCGAGGUUUCGUCCCAUCUUCAACAAACCAUUCCGGAGCGAACUGAGGGGGAUAUCUCGCAAACUCUGGAACGGAUUCUAGACCCCUCAUCACCGCCUUCGGCAACGCUUUUGUCGCUUUUCGCACUGGCCGCUUUCUUUGCAUCCAAUAAUAGUCUGCUCGAUGACCAGGCUGACGCCUUUCUCAACUGGAUCGUCGACCAGGGAUACGCAGCGUUUCUGACGUGGUUCAUGAAGAUCCAAACUCCUACCGUUCACGCUUUCGCCAACAUUGUCCUAACAUCGGCUGUUCGGAUUAAGAAUGUCCAGGUGCUUGAGAUACUCCUAGAGUGCGGCGUCAAGCUCGACAACAAGCUGUACGAGAUAGCCUUGAUCGGCGACACCAGCCUCACUCAACGCAUCCUGUUCGACACAGACCCAGCGUGCUUGGUAACAACGGACCUGGGAGCAAAGCUUUUUCACCAUUUUGUGUCCGAUCGACAGUACGACCUCGCCCAAUUUCUUCUAGGGGUCGGGGUUUCUGCAGAUGCGCAGGCGGACUGGAAGCGAGUACAUCCUGGAACCGCGCUCUACCGAGCGGUAGAUACUCGAGACAUUUCAGGGGUCAAAUUCCUUCUUGAGGCAGGGGCGUCCAUCAACGCCUACUAUCAGAACUGGGGCCUAUACCUCGGUAAUCUCAGACGCCAGCACACUGUCCUCGGAUACGCUGUCUAUAGGGACGAUGUGGAAAUGGCUGCUCUCCUUCUGGAGUACAAGGCAGACAUUUUCUCUCAGAUUGAAGGGAAGGCUCUAGUGGAAUGGGCAUCGUUGCGCCGGAGGAGGGUUUUCAGGCAGCUGUUAAAGGGAAGGGUGAAAUCCGAACAUAUAGAGUUCCUGCUUGCGGAUAUUUUGGAUGCCGCGAACCGCGGUGAUCAUGCUCUCGUCGCUUAUAUCGCGGCUCGGCCGGCAGGACUGACGGCACAUCAGCUCGAGCAAGCCCUGGAGGAAUCAAUCAGUGACCACCGCUGUGCGGCAACAAGUACACUCCUCCGAUAUGGUGUCAACCCAAACGGCCCAUCCCUGACGACUCGCCCCCUUGCGACUGCCUUGAAGAACAUCGACAUCGACACUGAGUCCGUUGCGCUCCUUCUUCAACAUAAAGCAGACAUUGGACAUACCGGGCUCCUGGAGAAGGCUGUUGAACACGGAACGCGAAACCUCCUGAGGAUGGCUCUUAGUCGCCAAAUUGAUGCGGAGGAAAGAGAGAAGGCUCUGGUUGUUGCAUGCUCUCCAGUUGAGGAUGGACGUGGCUGUGGCGAUCUAGCUUCAAUAGCCACGAUCAUAGAUUCUGGGGUGGACAUCAACACACCUGGUCUGCCUCGGAACCCCCUCCAAGCGGCUGCCGCAAACGAAGAUGAAAACACAGUUCUACUUUUGAUCAGCAGAGGAGCAAAUCCCAACGCGCCACCCUAUCCAAAUGGCGGCCGAACCGCAUUGCAAGCGGCACUUGAGGCCUGCCAAUCCGACAAAAUCACAACAAUACUGCUGCGUCAUGGGGCUGAUACCUCCGCCCCUCCCGCAUCGCUAAAUGGCUUGACGGCCCUGGAGGCAUUUUGCCAUAAUGCCGCCACUAGAGAGAAUCCAGACUUUUGUUAUACCCUUCUCGACGCCGGUGCCACCGUCAACAGACCCGGGGGCGAGCCCAGUUCUGUACUUCACGGAGUUAUCCAGAGAGGAUGGCACGAUGUCCUACGCCGCUUCCUUGAGCCACCGCACAGUGCCGUGACGAAUAACAUGUGGUACGGCAAGCCGCUCGACGAGGACGAGUACUGGCGCGAAGACGACUGCACACCAUACACGCCAACCCAGCUGGCAGCCUCUCUCGGGGACCUAAAAGCGGUGGAGCUUCUCCUAGAUCAUGGAACCGGCGUUAACGAGUCCCCAGCCAACGAAUCCGGGCGCACCGCGCUGCAGGCGGCUUCUUUGCUGACGCCGGGGACGAAAAAAACGACACUCAUCAAGUUUCUCCUCGACCGAGGAGCCGAUAUCAACGCGGCUGCCGCGAGCUAUUGCGGCAUCACCGCGCUGCAGGGCGCCGCCAUCGCGGGAGAUCUCAUCCUUGCUCAGCUGCUUAUCGCCCGUGGCGCAGAUGUGAACGCAUGGCCCUCUUUCUACAACGGUCGGACUGCCGUCGAGGCCGCGGCUGAGCAUGGACGCCUGGAUAUGGUUCAGCUGUUGCUGAACGCUGGAGCAACAGGCGACCCUAUGCGCGGGACAGGGUUUGAAAAGGCCAUUGAAUUGGCAGAGAAGAAUGGCCACUUUGCCGUGGCUAGUAUUUUGAAGUGA